Molecule: messenger RNA, 3310 nt
Organism: Paramuricea clavata
Lineage: Eukaryota; Metazoa; Cnidaria; Anthozoa; Malacalcyonacea; Plexauridae
Source: the annotation of a GenBank genome assembly
UAAUCUCUGUUCUAGAAUGGAAAGUGCCGUCAGGAUAUCUUGGAUGAUCGCGAUGUUAAUAUAUUGAGGAAGUAUGAUGUCAUUGGUAUGACCGUUACUGGAGCUGCAACUCGAUUACACUUGUUGGGUAUGUGCUUUCUAUAUGGAUAUAAUUAUAUGCAUGAACAUUAGUACGAUCAUCAUGAUAUCAUUGCGGUGCCCAAACGAAGUUAGAAAUCGCUUUUCUCAGCUGCAUGAAAAACGAGGGCUUCGUUUUCAAUGAAGCUGUAAAUUUCCUAAAUUACCCCUCACUUUUUAAUUUAUAAAAUGUAAAGAACAGCGAAAUAAUUUGAAGACCGAACUGAAAUUACUCAACAAUGUAAACCUAUUUUGUUGUAUUAGGUAAAAACAAUUUAUCAGCAAAAGCAGUUUUAAUUUAACUUUUAAUAGUUGGGUGAACAUUUCAAAUAUUUUACGAAGCGAUUCAGGAUAAAUUUUAGAUUAAAUCCAACUUCACAAAAUGGAAAACACAUUGCUACUACAAUAUACAUAUUUCGGAAAUUAAUUGUUGUAUAUACAGUUAAAAAUACUAAGCUUUCAACUUCUGUUGCCAUUUUGUACAAAAAGAUAAAACAAAUUAAAUUAUCGUGUUACCAUGGCAACACUUAACGUAGAGCCAGCAUUCAGUUUUGACCGAUUACUCAUGCAUACUUCAUGUUAAAUCAAUGUUUGGAAAACAUAGUCGAGGGUUACAUGCAUGUAUUUGUUGUCAUAGAUGAUAAUUACAUAAUGAUAUUUGCAUGGAUUUAAAAACUAAGGUCUUCAUAUAGACAUAGUGCAGAUGGAUUCCUUAAAUAAAAGUAUUUUUUAAUUGUUGUCAGAUGAUUGUCUCUUUAAAAUAGAUAAAAUCGAUCUCAUACAAUGUGAAAGGCGGGCACUUGUUAAAUCAUGCAUGUAUAUUUAGUUUUUUUUCCAGGUGGCCAAAAAAUUUGCAGUUAGCCCUGCGUGGUCCAAAUUACUUGCCCGCUUUUCUUAUUGCUUGCAAAUUGCGACAGGAGACCGGACACCGAAGAAACUGUUUUGUGUUAUUUUUCAUAUUGUCAAAAUUGAGUGUCCGCCAAUUUUCUCAAACCCAAUUACUUGAAAAUUUUCAUAAAUCAAGCGGAUAAAUUAAGAUUGUCGUCUGAUGAAUAAAAUUCGGCCACAGAACAGGAAAUUAGUCAAACCGCAAAUGAAAAUAGUAUAUGAUUAUGAGUUCAAUAAUCAAUUUACAAGGUGAAGGUGUAUUCCAGUUUUAAGACAGUAGAGUGCUAAAGUCUAACGUUACCAGUCCCAUUUCAUCGCUUUUAGACUACGGAUCAUCGUGGAAGUUUUACCUCGCCCCCAACUUCUCGUACAAAAUCUCUCUCCGAAUUUACUCUUCAAGUUUAUAAUGGAUGAGCAGUUAAACUGACAGCAGCUUCUAUUACUUACUGGAGGACCAUGAGCUGCUAUUCUUGACAGGCCUAUCAAGUUUCACGCCCCUCAUGGAAGCCAGCCUUCCAACGGCUGUUGAGGCUAUCGUGGUUUAAAUAAAGUUUUGUAUGUAUGUAUGUAUGUAUGUAUGUAUAUAUGUAUGUAAGUGCUGUGUUGUGUUGUCGCAGAUGCUCGACCUUGACUAACUCUCGAGUAAAUGCUAAAUAUGCCCUGAGCUGGAGCUUCGCUAAAAGCACAUGGGGUCUCAGACAUACAGUAUGUGUAAAUUCCAAUCUCUUGUCGAUUGCUGUCCAGAGCAAGUUGUUGUAUCUGUCUGACACUGCCAUUGCCUCUUCAACUGUAAAGGGUUCUGACUUAGUUACUGUGUCAUGAGCCUCUUCUUUCGAGAAAAGCUCGUCGUGCCCGGUGAUGUACUCAAAAAGCUCGUGACUGAAGCGUUUCGUACUGGAGAUCACAAUGCCUGUGGCAUCAUCUAUUAUAUGCUUAUCCCAUUAUUGAAACUGCGGCUUGACUCGGAGAGUAUCAGCUUUAGGGUGAACAUGAAAAAGUACCUCAUCCAAGAACAAGUGCAAUACCCAGAGGGCAUAUCAAAAUACACCUUGUUUUCCAAGAAACUUUCCGGCAUAUCAAAUUCAUAUACAACCAACCUUGUGCUGGACCAAACGUUCGGUCGCUUGAACUUGCCAUUCGUGGUAAGUAGUAAAUCAGUGUACAGUAGGCUACAGUACCUUAUCCCGCUUCACUCUAGAGAGUUUAUCAGCGGUCAUGCAGUAUAAAGAAUACUAUACCAUCAAUACUUCAACAGAUAAACAAGAUAAUGUCUAAUAAAUAUGUUGUGUUUCAAGGAAAAUUCUCGUAGUCUAAUAACUGUAAUGGUCAUACCUAAACGUAACCGAUCAAUUGUCGUAUCUCUGGUGCUAUUUGCUGCGUCAUCGCAUACUCUCAAUGUCUGCGUCAUCAUCUUUGUGUUCUCUGUUUACUAGAUGAAGAAUGUCCCAUCUGAUUGUGAUCUCCUUUCCCAAGAUCGUCACGAUUGUAGUUGUAAACGGCUGAUUUCCCUUUGCGAAUGCUCCGUCUUCGGUUAUACCUACGUACAAUUCUCUUCUUCACCUCCUCUUCAUUGAUCUGAAACACAAAAACAUGAGUAUUGUCAAAAUUAAUUUGCUCAAAAAUCAUGAUACCUUAUUUAGUAUUUACUCAGUUAAAUGCCCAUAAGGAUCAGUCGCGAAUAUUUUAUCGUAUACUUGUAUUUAUUUAAUGUUAGUAUAUAUUUCGUGUAGGGACAAACUUAAGUGACAUAACAUGUGCAAUACUAUGGUUGACAUGAUUUGCCAAUAAGCUUAUGAAUUAUUAGUAAGUGUUUGAAGAUUUAUUUUAAAAUUAUGCUAAAAAUUUUAGAUCUACUGAAACCAUGUGCUGUGAUCGUUGAAGAAGCUGCAGAAAUAAUCGAGGGUCAGUUGACUUCAGUCUUCCCACCCACUAUACAGCAUUUGGUUAUGUUAGGAGAUCAGGAGCAGCUUCGACCUCGUGUAAAUUGUUACAAAUUGUCGACAGAAAAGUAUCUUGACUGUUCUAUGUUUGAACGACUGAUAAAUAACAAGAUGCCGUUUGAACAGCUUGGACAACAAUGUCGAAUGCGAGAUGACAUUGCCGAUCUCCUUCGGUCAUUAAACAUAUACAAGGAUUUAAAAACAAACAAGGAGGUAGGAUUUAUUUUUCAUUAAUUUCAUUGUUGUUCUAACGCCAGUAAGUUUUUCCUUCCUAGGUUUUUUUAAUUUUAAUGUAACAGAUAUUAGGGUACGUUCGUUGUUCAUUGCUCACAAAUAACCGAGUCCAAAUAACCGAGUCUUGUUAA